Molecule: messenger RNA, 3699 nt
Organism: Styela clava
Lineage: Eukaryota; Metazoa; Chordata; Ascidiacea; Stolidobranchia; Styelidae
Product: putative divalent cation/proton antiporter TMEM165
Biological process (GO): Golgi calcium ion homeostasis; calcium ion transmembrane transport; manganese ion transmembrane transport
Cellular component (GO): Golgi apparatus
Molecular function (GO): manganese ion transmembrane transporter activity; calcium ion transmembrane transporter activity
Source: RefSeq, a predicted model, not a curated record
UGUUGAUUUUUUCACCCAGGAGCAUUUAUUGGUUUCUGAUAUCAGGUUAUGAUUAUAUAGAAUUUCAAGUUUUUAUUCGUUUGACUAUACUUCUAUAACAGCAACUGGAUAACGAUGUAUGGUUACCAAUGCUUUAUAUUAUUUCUUAUUCUGUAUGCAUUAUGUAUACAUGCUGAAGGCCAUAUUGAUACACAUGCCAUUUCCAGUUCUGUAUCGGAGGUCAAAUUUUUAUCAAGGAAGUUAUCAAACGCUGAUGAAAAUGUAGUUGAGGUUCAACAAAAUGUAAAAGAUGUUACACAAAGCUCAAUUAAUAAUGGUGAGGAAACUGUGAACCAUGAGAAAAAUGACAAAACAACUUUGGGAUUUGUUCAUGCCUUUCUUGCCUCAUUAUCUGUAAUCAUUGUAUCAGAACUUGGAGAUAAGACCUUUUUUAUUGCCGCUAUAAUGGCAAUGCGAUAUUCCAGAUUAACUGUUUUCUCAGGAGCAAUUGCAGCUCUCGGGCUCAUGACAGUUUUAUCUGCAUGUCUUGGUCUUGCAACAACCAUAAUUCCGCGAUGGUUUACAUACUAUCUUUCAACUUUAUUAUUUGCAAUCUUUGGACUAAGGAUGCUUCAGGAAGGAAUAAAAAUGAGACCCGAUGAGGGCCAGGAAGAACUUGAAGAAGUUCAAGCAGAAUUGAAGAAAAAAGAAGAAGAGUUAGAACGAGAAGCUACAGCGACAAUUGUCGAAGACCCAGAGUCUGGAAUCAUCCGUGGAGGACACUAUGCAAAACGUUGUUGGGGACUUUUAUCGCCUAUUUUGGUGCAAGCAUUUACACUUACUUUUCUUGCUGAAUGGGGUGACAGAUCUCAGCUUACAACUAUCAUUCUUGGAGCAAGGGAAAAUGUACUUGGUGUUGUUAUAGGAGGGACACUUGGUCAUGCUCUUUGUACUGGUCUUGCUGUAAUUGGGGGACGUAUGAUUGCACAAAAAAUAUCGGUCAGGACGGUUACGAUUAUUGGUGGUGUGGUGUUUUUACUUUUUGCGGUAUCGUCUUUAUUUAUUUCACCAGAUUCAAAACAAUAACAUAUUCUCGAGUUCAUAAAAAUUAUUUUUCUACAGAUAAUCGAAUGUAGUAGUGUAUAGUGUAUUUAAAAUGAAUUGAUAAAUCUGUUGUUUUUUUUGGCUACACAUAUAUUUAAUUUAAAUUUGCUCGUUCUACAUUAAAUUCUCAUAAUAUACUUUGUAAUAUGCUAAAUAGGUGUCAGGAUUCAUCGUAACAUAUGAUUUUUUAACAAGGUUUCUUUCUCGUAUAUGCCAAUGCCCUAACCUCUGACCAAACACAGUAUAACUACUUUUAAUUGCAGUCAUGAGUUUGAAUUGAGCCUAUAAAAUGAAGCACCUGCCCCAUUAAAUAUGUGGACCGGUAGAAGUAACUGAUUAUACUUCAUUAUAUUGACCUUGGGUGCUCAUUAUUAUCUUGUUAACUUAUUUAGGUACCCAAAAUUCCUAAUUUGAUUUUCUUUGAUGUUUUACAUUAUUCAAUCACUACUACAUUUACACAAACAUUGGGAUUGGUACUAUUUUUGAUUGAACAUGAACUAUAGAUAAAGUUCUCAGGAUGAGUACAAAAAUUUGGCUUGUUUGUUUUCAGAUUUUUAUUGCAACUAGUGUUUUUAUUGUAUGUUUAGAUAUGACAAGUGACCAUGUUUUUCUUUUUACUAUAGCUAAGAAUGUCCAAAUAGAAUUCAAUAAUUAAAUUUUGAUCAUUGCUAUAUCCUAGGAUGUUGACUUGAGUAGUUUUUGGAAUAUUUCAGAAUGCCUUCGUUUUACAGUUGAGUCUUAAAAUUGGGACUUGGUAAUUUAAUAUUCAGAAUUGAUUACAAGUUCAACCUGUUCACUGAUAGACUUGAUCAUAUCUUUGCUUUUUAUUGUCUUAUAGUUUACUUAACAACAGUGUAAAUUUCAAACGUUUAGUUAGAAUUUAGAUAUAUUCCCAAUCAAUUAUUAAUAAUAUUUGUAGAAUGAUUUGAAAUAUUAUAUUAUUUGGAUUUAACUAUCUAACUGUGUUUUGGCCUGGGGUACCAUAUUUGUAUGCAGAGUACAUACUUAUGUUCAAAUUUUUGCUUGUUUACCUACCCCUAUCGUAUAUAUUUUUUAAUGCUUAGCCGGUAUCUCAAAAUUUCAAACAUUAUGUGAAAUUUAAAUAUCACAAAUUCAAAAUUUUGAUGUUGGAAAAAUCGGAUUUAAAUUGAAUAGAAGAGGAAAUUUGUUCAUAUUUGAGUGGUUCAAUUGGAUUCAUUCUAGAUAAAAUGAAACUGUACCAAAUAUCUAUUCACUGUAGCAUUUUUAGGUUGUUUAAUCCUGUUUACAUGUCUGCAGAGAUUGCUCUAUAGAACACAAAGAUAUUUGUUCCUACCUCAGACAUGCUCCUCAGCAGGGUAUUAAUUAAAGUUAAACGUCAAAUUUGGGAAUAUUAUGUUUCUGGCAAUCACAGGAAAUUGUUGUUGAUAAAUAAUUAUUGUGCGAUAUCAUUCAGAUUCUUAUAUAUCUGUAUAUUGAAGCACUAAUCAAAGGUUGGAAUGUAUUUUGUACCGCUUUAAUAACAUGCUGCGAAACAUCAUUAACGCUUCAAUUCUAUCACUUGCUAUUGAGUGUGAGGUCAGUGCUGUCAAAAUAUAUUUGUUAGCUUAUUUUAUUGUUUGUUGACUUUGUUAUAUAUAUAUGUAUACUUUAACGCAUCAUUCUUUUUGGGGUUGGUUUAUGUGCUUGACGUAGACAUAUAUAUAUAUCAGUACCUAUGUGGAUAUGUAUCAUGUCUGCAUGUGCGGACUUUAACUCAUCCAGCAAAGGAAUGAAUGCAGUUGAUAUGGACUGACAAUUGAAUGGGGGAAAAUUUUGCCGAAUUGAGAGAUGUCCGUAGGGGACGCUGUGAAAUUACCUAGACUCUAUUAGUAUUCUUUUAGGUUUUUGAUGUUGAAAAUUGCUAAUCAAUUAAUCAUAAUAUAGCAUUAUGCUACCUUAUGCUAUUUUUAUGUGUUUAAAAAUGAAAUCUUUGAAACUGUCUAACUGUGUGUCGGUAACAUUGUGCAAGCGUUUAUCACAGACAGGACUGCCUGUAUGGGUUAUUUGGAACAUAAUAGUUUCGUCAUUGAAUGUCUAUGUGAUGUUGUUAAUGCCAGAAAUGGGAUUUGUUUAUGCAAACACUUGGUAAUGUAAGCCUGAUUUCAUAUGAAUAUUUCUUGAUAAUGGAUUUGUCAGGAAACAAAUAUCAUCAAAAGAAAUUUUGUCUCGAGCGGUGUUUAUCCAAUUUUAAUGGGCUGGAUCACGAUAAUUAUAGAACUAUUUUUAAUAUAUUGCUUUCCUGAUUUAUUAAAAAUAAUAUUUUAUUUUAUGUAUUUCAUAUUAUGAAGGGAUUGUAAGUGUCAAAUUUUAUGGAGUGAAAUCUUGAAUUAAACCUUAUGUGUACCAGUUGUUUCGAUUAUCUUUUUUCUCCUAAAUUUUGACUUGCCAAUUAAUAGGCGAAUGUUAAUCUGAAUAAGAUUUAACAAAUUUUAAACUAUUGAAUGUAUUGCACCAUUAUAUUCAAUAAUGGUUACAUAAUAUUUUAUCUGCUUAUUGCUUUUGUUUACAAAUCAAUUUUGACACAGAUAUUUAUUAUGAGCUGUAAGAAGUAGUGUUUCGUUUGAUAUAUUAAAAUCAUGAGUUUUGUCUUUUUAG